Trichoderma breve is the source of this 618-nucleotide messenger RNA. Its product is annotated as nitroreductase family domain-containing protein. Bases 1 to 618 code for a protein of 205 amino acids. NCBI's taxonomy places the organism in Eukaryota, Fungi, Ascomycota, Sordariomycetes, Hypocreales, Hypocreaceae. The transcript has a single exon. Gene Ontology annotation, biological process: cellular response to oxidative stress. The record is from RefSeq and is a predicted model, not a curated record.
AUGGCCGCCAAGCUCUCCGCCGAUCUCCUCUUCCAGAUGGCCAAGGUCCGCCGCUCCAUCUACCCCUUGAACAAGACUCUCCCCAUCUCAACCUCUCGCAUCCACGAGAUCGUCAAGGAGGCCACCCUCCACACCCCCUCCUCCUUCAACGUCCAGACCAACCGCGCCGUCGUCCUCUUUGGCGCCGAGCACGAGAAGCUCUGGGACAUCACCUCCGAGACCCUCAAGGCCAUUGUCCCCGAGGACCAGUUCAAGGCCACCGCCGACAAGCUCGCCCUCUUCAAGGGCGGCGCCGGCACCGUCCUCUUCUACGAGGACACCGACGCCACCAAGGCCCUCCAGGCCAAGUUCCCCAUCUACGCCGACCGCUUCCCUCCCUGGGCCGUUCAGUCCCUCGGCAUGGAGCAGCUGCUCAUCUGGACUGCCCUCGAGGUUGAGGGCCUGGGCGCCAACCUCCAGCACUACAACCCCCUGAUCGACCUCAAGGUUGCUGAGACCUGGGGCGUUCCCGCUCACUGGAGGCUCGAUGCCCAGCUUGUCUUUGGUGGCAAGGCCGGCGAGGCUGGUCCCAAGGAGUUCCAGGACAUUGACGAGCGUGUCAAGGUCCACGGUGCUUAA